UAUUGAACUGCGCUCAUAAAAAGUGCCAUUAACGAUUGGACGCUCAGACAGUGCGCAGUAAAAGUCGGAUGAAUUAAAAAGUGCUUAAGGUUUUCUUCGCGAGUGUUUCGGAUUAAAAAUGCAGGUGUAUUGGUGUGACAGGAAUGGGAUUGGUGGUUAUUGUGGCAGAGAAUGCUGUCAGAUGCCACAAACAGUGCCCCGUUCUGGGUGCAGCCCACCAUCAGCAUCCCAGGGCGAGAGGGCGGUCCCAGCUUCGCCUGUGGACCUCCACCACCUCCUUCGCUUCCUAGGAGCAGCGUCGCCACCAGAACCGAUGCUUCACUCCCCACCAAACCCACACGCGAAACCACCACCGCCUUAUCCAGAAGACAACAACAUCCUAGAACGCCUCUACGACUUCGAAGGAUACCCCACACCUUCCCCUUCCUCAGACGAAGGCUCAAUCCCUACAGUGGCUCUGCAACCAGCCUCACCCUACUCACAUCAAUUCAACUCCCCUCCAGUCUACAUCAAAGAGGAACCAAACAGACUAGCGGUUCCCGGCUUUGCCUCACCUUACCCCCUAUCCCCGUCAGGCUCAUGCGCCUCAUACGGCAGCCACAAUCAAUACUCCUCCCCCGUACCACAACACGAAGAGUACAUUGACAUUGAAGAACUACUCAAAGAGAACCAAAUAUUACAAGAGAGCGUUCAGCAAAAUUAUAUCACACCCAAAAUAGAAGUGGAAGAACCACGGGAUCACAUUCUCCUCAGAUCUGCCCUCGAAGACACUACAUUCCAGAAGCGGUUUAACUUAAAACCUAUCCCCUUAGAAUUAGGGACUGUCAAAAUGGAAGAAAGCAGCGGAGGCGAUGAACCUUUAGUAGCGCCAGACAUUGACCGCGUCCUUUCAAUGGCCAUCGAGCAGUCAAAACGAGACAUGGACAAUACCUGCACGGUGCUAGGAAUCUCACCAGAUCCUAUGCUAUGGAGUACUGCUGACGUAAAAGCGUGGGUCAUGUUCACAUUGCAACACUUCAACCUGCCGAUGGUACCUACAGAAUAUUUCGCUAUGGACGGAGCUGCCCUAGUUGCUUUAACAGAAGAGGAUUUCAAUCAGAGAGCACCACAAGCUGGAAGCACACUGUACGCACAACUGGAAAUUUGGAAGGCUGCCCGACAUGAAGCUUGGAGGCCUACACAGUGGUCUGAACAUCAACAGCCCUCCCCGAACCCCACACCUGCCGGUCUACCCUCAGCUGACGACAUGAGUGAUGGUACGUACUUACAAAAUCAAACGUUGCUUAAUUCAUGUCGUGUUUUCGCAGGUAACGGAGUCUUCAAGAUUGAGGAUUCGGUACGUGUCGCCAGGCUGUGGGGCAAGAGGAAGAACAGGCCAGCGAUGAACUACGACAAACUGUCCAGGAGCAUCAGGCAAUACUACAAGAAGGGCAUCAUGAAGAAAACUGAGCGCAGUCAGAGGCUGGUGUACCAGUUCUGUCAUCCGUACUGCUUAUAAUCGCCUGCAAUACUUUAGUUUGUAAGAAAUGUAAAUUAUUGUAAAUAUGUACGUGAGCCGCGGUAAUGCGGUCAAAACGAUGGCUACUUGCGUUUUGCGGCGCACACGCAAAACUCAACGCAGCGCAAACUCGUUGACAGCUGAACGUCUCGGUCUAGCGUCCUUCGCUAAGACCCGGACUAUUAGGCGUCGUACUUACCCUCCAUAUAAUUCGGGAAAGGUAAUUUUCCCCAGAAUUCUAUUGGACGGGACUCGUUUUAAUUAGUUUUUAAGUUUUUUUUUUACCGGCGAUUAAGCGAUAACGAUGCACCUCACGGUAUAAACUCUAAACAGAGUCAUCGUUCUCACCGAAAGCUGGUAAUGUUUAUCCCAUAUAACUGUGUUAUAUUAAAUCGUACGUUCUAUGAACUUUUAGGAUAAGUGUUCUGUAAAUACACGAUAAAAGAUUUAUGAAAAUAAAUAAAAAAUAACAAGUCACGCCUUGUUUAUAUACAGUGAUGUAAAAAGAGAUUAUUUUCUCAGAUAUUGCUAGAUAUAGAUUAUUAUAGAUUUAUGUAAAUCUAAAAGUAUACUUUAUAAAAGUGUUUUUGUGCUAAAACGGUGACGAGUUACGUCACACAGAAAAUGUAAGUUAAGUAUGAAAUAUUUUAUUUCGCAGAGGCGGUCGCGAUUGGUAAAGAUUAUUUUGGAUUUGAUUCAAAUUAGAAUUUUGUGCCAAAUAGACAAUAUUCAACUUUAUUGGGGACAAAAUUUGUAAAAUUGUGAUUGAGUGUACCCGCCGACUGUACAUUGUAUCGUGUAAAGGUGAUGGGGUAUAACUAAGUUACAAGAGAAUUAAUGUUAUUGUACUUAAGCAACGCAGUUAGCGUUAGUUUUAUAAUAACACUAUUACAGGACCAAACUAAUUUAGAUUUUAUAAAUCAUUGUAAUGUAAUUUAAAAAUAAAUAAAUAAAUGGCCAUUUAUUAAAA
Molecule: messenger RNA, 2468 nt
Organism: Ostrinia furnacalis (Asian corn borer)
Lineage: Eukaryota; Metazoa; Arthropoda; Insecta; Lepidoptera; Crambidae
Product: DNA-binding protein D-ETS-4
Exons: 5
Coding region: 119-1498 (459 amino acids)
Biological process (GO): regulation of transcription by RNA polymerase II; cell differentiation
Cellular component (GO): nucleus
Molecular function (GO): sequence-specific DNA binding; DNA-binding transcription factor activity, RNA polymerase II-specific
Source: RefSeq, a predicted model, not a curated record